Messenger RNA from Momordica charantia (bitter melon), 1042 nucleotides. It is a transcript of the gene SLY1, whose product is annotated as F-box family protein. Gene Ontology annotation, molecular function: protein binding. NCBI's taxonomy places the organism in Eukaryota, Viridiplantae, Streptophyta, Magnoliopsida, Cucurbitales, Cucurbitaceae. The record is from RefSeq and is a predicted model, not a curated record. Gene Ontology annotation, biological process: gibberellic acid mediated signaling pathway; regulation of gibberellic acid mediated signaling pathway. Gene Ontology annotation, cellular component: SCF ubiquitin ligase complex.
CUUCCCCCAAUUCCAAACCCAACUAUCGUUAUUUCCUCAUCUCCGGACUCCCCAUUCAUCGUCUUCUCUCUUCUCUCUUCUCUCUUCUUCCUUUUCUUAUUCUUCUUCUACCCAUUUUCAUUUUUAAUUUUUAAUUUUUUUCUUAUUGGGUAUAAUUUCAUCUUUAUUAGCUUUUAUGGUCACAAUAAAAGCUGACCCACAAUGCUUCUGCCAAAGUUCUAAAGUAGUGUGUCAAUUUCACGAUUUCUUUAAUUAGAGAUAAGGGGGAAAGGGGGAGGGCAGGGAAUCUGAGGUUCUCAAUUCGUGGGAUUUGGAGAUGAAGCGAGUUCUUGGCGAUGGUGAUGGUGAUGGUGAUGGGGAUCGGAAGAGUGGGAAGAAAUCGAGGGCGGAGACGGCGGAAGAUUCCGCUUCCGGGAAGUCUGGGUUUGUGAAUUUGGAUGAUAAUUUACUGUUCGAGGUGUUGAAGCAUGUGGAUGCGAGGACUCUGGCCAUGGCGGCGUGCGUGAGCAAGCAGUGGCACAAAACGGCGGAGGACGAGCGGCUCUGGGAGCUGAUCUGCACCAGGCACUGGGCCAACACCGGCUGCGGCAACCAGCAACUCCGAUCUGUAGUUCUAGCCCUCGGCGGCUUCCGUCGUCUCCACUCCCUCUUCAUCUGGCCUCUUACAAAACCCCAAUCGUCGGCCGCCGCCCCUUCAUCCCCGGCCUCCUCUUCCUCUUGGUCUCCGUUUCCGGCGAUGAUUGGGUCGAAGCCGCCGGCCCGCUGGGGAAAGGACGAGGUCCAUCUCUCGCUCUCCCUCCUCUCAAUUCGGUACUACGAGAAGAUGAAUUUCAGCAACAGAGGCAGAUGAGCGCCUCCAUAUAUAUUCACUCAUUUUAACCAUUUUCCCUAAGUUUGGCAAUUGAAAUUUCCCUUUCAAUGUGUUUUUGGAUUUGAUCUGGGCUGUUCUGGUUAAUUAGAUCUGUAUUAUCCGCUAUCCGGUUGUGUACUCUACUCUUAUAAGGUAAAUUUCUAACUUGUGUAUCCGAUGAUAUUUUAAUUA